UAGCCUACUACGGAGUACGGAGUAUAUUCCUCUCGUUUUAUCCGUCUCCAUUUCGCCCAUUUCCACUCCCUCACUCUAAAACUCGCUGCAGCAGCAACAGUGAAAACCCACCAAAACCAUAUUCGUAUCUUCAAGCUUCAUCCAUUAAUGGCGGCUUCUCUCGCAACUCAAGCAAAUGUUACUUCCAUCUCCGGCAAAAGAGGCUUAGUUCCGGUGAAUUCCUCCGUGAGUUCUUCCGUCACUCGGAGUUCGCUCAAACUUCCGAUAAGUCCUCUGUCGUCGUCUAACUCCUUAAGUCAUGUGUCCCUCACGUGCUCUUCUCCCCCUUCUCUUCGCCGGAAACCUAGCUUUCUUGCCUCUGUUCGAGCUUCUGCUGAGGAGACUCCGUUGCAAUCAAAAGUGACCAAUAAAGUGUAUUUCGAUAUAAGCAUUGGGAAUCCAGUUGGAAAGCUAGUUGGUCGGGUUGUGAUUGGUCUUUUCGGUGAUGAUGUGCCUCAAACUGCUGAGAAUUUCAGAGCUCUUUGCACAGGAGAGAAGGGCUUUGGUUACAAGGGUUCCGCAUUUCACCGUGUUAUCAAGGACUUCAUGAUUCAGGGUGGAGAUUUUGACAAGGGAAAUGGAACUGGAGGUAAGAGCAUCUAUGGACGGACAUUUAAGGAUGAGAACUUCAACUUGACUCACACUGGACCUGGAACUGUUAGCAUGGCAAAUGCAGGGCCCAAUACCAAUGGCAGCCAAUUUUUUAUUUGCACUGUCAAGACACCAUGGCUAGAUAACAGGCAUGUAGUUUUUGGACAAGUUCUGGAAGGCAUGGAUAUAGUUAAGCUCAUCGAGUCAUCGGAGACAGACAGAGGUGACCGUCCAAAGAAGAGAGUCGUCAUCAGUGAAUGCGGCGAGCUUCCAGCAGUAUGAUGCAUAACUUUGCGGUGUCUGAACAGUGUUGCAGGCUUUAGUUUUGGCCCCUUCCUGUUGACUUGUUUAACAUUGAGAGGCAUUUUCCUUUACAUGAUUAGCCUAUUUGUGGGAGUCUCUUGCCUCCUAAUUUUUCUGGUAUAGAGAAAUCCAGCAGUUCUGAACUGCACCCAGGUUGAAGAUCUAAUAAUUUUUGUCAUAUUUCAUAGAGAGAUCCAUUUGGUGGACAAUCAUUAAGUAAUGAUGUCUAUAUUGCUGUUGUGAAAUGUUUACUUAAUGAGCUAUGAAUAAUACAGAUGACACUUUCACAAAUUAUUUCGUCUUCGAGAAGGCUAUUGAUGAAUGCAUAAUUAGUCAGGUAUAAACGUCAGUUGUUUUUACCAUUAAGGCUGCUGGUUGAGGA
Spinacia oleracea (spinach) is the source of this 1315-nucleotide messenger RNA. Its product is annotated as photosynthetic NDH subunit of lumenal location 5, chloroplastic. Bases 148 to 912 code for a protein of 254 amino acids. Gene Ontology annotation, cellular component: cytoplasm. Gene Ontology annotation, biological process: protein peptidyl-prolyl isomerization; protein folding. Lineage: Eukaryota; Viridiplantae; Streptophyta; Magnoliopsida; Caryophyllales; Amaranthaceae. Gene Ontology annotation, molecular function: peptidyl-prolyl cis-trans isomerase activity; cyclosporin A binding. The record is from RefSeq and is a predicted model, not a curated record. The transcript is spliced from 7 exons.